Messenger RNA from Lycium ferocissimum, 1188 nucleotides. RefSeq names its product CDP-diacylglycerol--glycerol-3-phosphate 3-phosphatidyltransferase 1, chloroplastic. The coding region runs from base 157 to 798 and encodes 213 amino acids. The record is from RefSeq and is a predicted model, not a curated record. Gene Ontology annotation, biological process: glycerophospholipid biosynthetic process. Lineage: Eukaryota; Viridiplantae; Streptophyta; Magnoliopsida; Solanales; Solanaceae. The transcript has 7 exons. Gene Ontology annotation, molecular function: CDP-diacylglycerol-glycerol-3-phosphate 3-phosphatidyltransferase activity. Gene Ontology annotation, cellular component: membrane; chloroplast envelope.
CACCGCCGCUGCGUUAAAGACAAAUAAUCAGGUGGUGCCGCCGACACAUAUCCACCGUUGCCGGAGCAUCGAAACUCCGGCGCCGGCAUCAAUUUUAUCCUGUCAGGACGAUUAUGCCCCUUUGUUACUGAAAAAAUAUUUCUAUAUAUAACUGGUAUGGGCUAUACACCUGGUAAUAAGGAGGAUCACUACCGCAAAUCUGCUAAGUUGCUUACAUUGCCUACUAUUUUGACUAUUGGUCGUGUUGUUGCUAUUCCCAUUCUCGUGACUACAUUCUAUGUUGAUAGCUGGUGGGGACCAACCGCUACAACAGGUAUUUUUAUUGCUGCAGCAAUAACUGAUUGGCUUGAUGGAUACCUUGCUCGCAAGAUGAACCUAAGAACUGCCUUUGGUGCGUUUUUAGAUCCAGUGGCUGAUAAGCUAAUGGUUGCUGCCACCUUGAUCUUGUUGUGCACCAAACCUUUGGAGGCUAGUGUGUUUGGACAAUUGCCAUGGCUACUAACUGUACCUUCAAUUGCGAUAAUCGGCAGGGAGAUAACGAUGUCUGCAGUUAGAGAAUGGGCUGCUUCUCAGGGUGGUAAACAUUCAGAGGCUGUUGCUGUGAAUAAUUUGGGGAAAUGGAAAACAGCCACUCAGAUGAUUGCAUUGACCAUCCUUCUCCUCACCAGAGAUAGCAGUUUAUCAGGGGCUGGAACUGUUGUAGCUUCUGGUGUGAUCUUGCUAUAUGUUUCAGCAUGGCUAGCUGGAUGGUCUCUGUUCGUGUAUAUGAGAAAGAUAUCAAAAGUAUUAUUCAUGUAGAAAUCUUGGCCAAUGAUCACAUUUUGGCUCAUGCUACUAGCUGUGGAAGAGCAGGUUAUACGCAAGCAGAUACAUGCUUGUGCAAGAGGAAACUGUCUUUUGGAGCCUUUUGCACUUGCAUCUUGAGUACGAGUGAAGUUGCUAACUCAAUUCUGACAUCCCUCGCUCCAUAUUUGUCCAGUGCGUUUUGGUUGUGACAGAAAGAGAAACGAAAAUGUUGGCUGUGUUCAAUGUUUUUUACUUCAUUCUUUAACCAUAUUCUUUAGCGAAAUUGGAGGCUCAACAAAAUAGAUAAUCAAAUACGUGGAGUUUGCUAUAUGUACUGUAAUCUAUUCUGACAAGAAAAAUUUAUAGUCAAAUGUUAUUCCGGUUUGACCGGCGUUUCACUGA